CCUGUCCCUCUCUGGGAGCGUUCUCAUUAUACAGAUGGGAGACAACAAGCGCAAGCGAGGCCGAAAGGCCAAACCCCAAGUAGCCGAAACCCUAGAUUUCCAAACCGCCGCCGCCGCCGCCGAUGACGGCGUCGUCUUCUCCGUCGGAAACGUUGAGCUCAUCGACAACCCCGCCCCCAUCCACAGCCGCCGCGGCCGCCCCCGCAAACUACCCGAACACUCCGACAAGCCUGAAAAAACCCUAGCAACCUCUCCGGCUAGACGAAUCGACAACAAUGGCACAAUCGUGGUCCAUAAUUCGGCUUCAGUUGACGCUCCGGCGGCCGUGGCGGCUAGGUGGGAGAGUGAAUCGGUGGCUAGGGCUUUGCCGUCGAUGGAUGCCGUCGUGAAGGUGUUCUGUACUCAUACCGAGCCCAAUUUCUCGCUGCCAUGGCAGAGGAAGAGGCAGUACAGCUCGAGUAGUAGUGGGUUUGUGAUUGGUGGGCGGAGAGUUUUGACGAAUGCGCAUUCCGUGGAACAUUAUACGCAGGUGAAGUUGAAGAAGCGUGGGUCUGAUACGAAGUAUGUGGCCACUGUACUCGCGAUUGGAACUGAAUGUGACAUUGCUAUGCUUACUGUAGAGAAUGAUGAAUUUUGGGAAGGGGUGUCACCUGUACAGUUUGGGGAUUUGCCUGCACUUCAAGUUGCGGUGACAGUUGUGGGAUACCCAAUUGGGGGAGACACAAUAUCUGUAACAAGUGGGGUUGUUUCACGCAUAGAGAUUCUUUCUUAUGUUCAUGGAUCCACUGAGCUUCUAGGGUUGCAGAUAGAUGCUGCUAUAAACUCGGGUAAUUCUGGUGGGCCUGCCUUCAAUGACAAGGGCAAUUGUGUUGGUAUUGCAUUUCAGUCCCUUAAACAUGAAGACGUGGAGAAUAUUGGUUAUGUCAUACCAACACCAGUUAUCAUGCACUUCAUUCAGGAUUACGAGAAGAAUGGAGCAUAUACUGGAUUUCCAAUACUUGGGGUUGAGUGGCAGAAGAUGGAAAAUCCUGAUAUGCGUAUGUCAAUGGGGAUGAGACCUGAUCAGAAGGGUGUUCGCAUAAGAAGAGUUGACCCUACUGCUCCAGAAUCUGCAGUCCUGAAGCCAUCAGAUAUUAUACUCAGCUUUGAUGGGGUUGAUAUUGCAAAUGAUGGGACAGUUCCUUUUAGGCAUGGGGAGCGCAUUGGUUUUAGUUACCUUAUAUCCCAAAAAUAUACUGGAGAUAUUGCAACAGUUAAAGUUCUUCGCAAUUCUGAAGCUUUCGAAUUUAAUGUCAAACUUCAGAGUCACAAAAGGCUCAUUCCAGCACACAACAAGGGCAAACCUCCCUCAUAUUACAUUAUUGCAGGACUUGUUUUUACUACUGUGUCUGUUCCAUAUCUGCGUUCUGAGUAUGGUAAAGAUUAUGAAUAUGAUGCUCCUGUCAAGCUGUUGGACAAACUAAUGCACGAAAUGCCCCAAUCACCAGAUGAGCAGCUUGUUGUGAUUUCUCAGGUUCUUGUGGCCGACAUCAACAUUGGAUAUGAGGAAAUUGUCAACACUCAGGUUCGUGCUUGUAAUGGUAAGCCUGUGAAGAAUCUGAAAAGUUUGGCCAGCAUGGUCGAGAGCUGUGACGAUGAGUUUUUGAAAUUUGAUUUGGAAUACCAACAGAUAGUGGUCCUUCGAACAAAGGCAGCCAAAGCAGCAACACUAGACAUCCUCGCAACGCAUUGUAUACCUUCUGCCAUGUCCGAUGAUCUCAAGUCAUGAGCACGUCAUUAGCGGGUCAAAGGGUUGAACUGGACUUCAACACCUAGGUCCAAGCCCAACCCAAACUUUAUUGAGGCUUGGCUAGCCUGCGUGAGGGCUUGAGUCGAGUAAAAGUUUGGCAAGUCGGGCGGGCUCAGGUGAGGUGUCCUUUGGAACUUUCACAACAUUGGUGAGAAGCCAGUUUUAUGAAGGAUUUCUUUGUUUCUUGUAUUUAAUUGUCUUGAAAUCAUGAGCUGUGAGAUUACGUUGCUUAAGCAGAUUGUAGUUGUGAACAUGGAAUAUACUUUAUAGAUUUGUGUCUUUAUUGAACUUGGAUCAUUCGAGAAUUAUGAUCUGUUCAUCGAUCUAGUGAAUAUUGUGACCAUGUCUUUGUA
Messenger RNA from Camellia sinensis, 2142 nucleotides. Its product is annotated as protease Do-like 9. Gene Ontology annotation, biological process: proteolysis. The record is from RefSeq and is a predicted model, not a curated record. Gene Ontology annotation, molecular function: protein binding; serine-type endopeptidase activity. NCBI's taxonomy places the organism in Eukaryota, Viridiplantae, Streptophyta, Magnoliopsida, Ericales, Theaceae.